This is a messenger RNA of Penicillium manginii, 438 nucleotides long. RefSeq lists its product as uncharacterized. The transcript has a single exon. The record is from RefSeq and is a predicted model, not a curated record. Lineage: Eukaryota; Fungi; Ascomycota; Eurotiomycetes; Eurotiales; Aspergillaceae. Bases 1 to 438 code for a protein of 145 amino acids.
AUGUGGAACGAAUAUCGCAUCACAAAGUUUCAAAUUUCGGAUAUGAUUUUAACACACUUACGUCCUCAAGCGACGCUUACUGAUGACUCUCCCGGCUAUAAGGAUGCUAGAGCACAAUGUUUAAGGGCUCGAAGCCAGAUGGCACAAAUCUCUGAAGACAUAUGCUGCAGUGUUCCAUAUAUUCUCGGCCUACUUAAUCAGGAGCACCGUGACUCUCCGCAUCUUGAACCAGCCGUAAGAGAUUCUCAUGGUGCUUUUGUCCUCCUCUGGCCUCUGACGGUCGCAGCACUUGCGCAACUAUACCCAUCUCCCACCUCCGACUUUGUGUUCGACUGUUUGGAUCUCAUCUCCAAUGUCAUGGGUAUUCAGCAAGCCACUGCUUUUCGAAAUCUGGUUAUCUCUUCUUCUGCGCAAUAUACUUGGGUUGGCAAUAUUUGA